Molecule: messenger RNA, 1185 nt
Organism: Ostreococcus tauri
Lineage: Eukaryota; Viridiplantae; Chlorophyta; Mamiellophyceae; Mamiellales; Bathycoccaceae
Product: Calcium/calmodulin-dependent/calcium-dependent protein kinase
Exons: 1
Coding region: 1-1185 (394 amino acids)
Biological process (GO): intracellular signal transduction; peptidyl-serine phosphorylation; protein autophosphorylation
Cellular component (GO): cytoplasm; nucleus
Molecular function (GO): calmodulin binding; calcium/calmodulin-dependent protein kinase activity; ATP binding
Source: RefSeq, a predicted model, not a curated record
AUGACGAUGACGUGCUGCGAUGGACGCGCGAACGACGACGACGACGAGGUGGAUUCGACCCGCGGGCGGGCGGGACGGCGGGACGGUGGGCGGGCGGGACCGCGGGACGGUGGGCGGCUUCGGGAAUCGACGACGGUGGACGCCGCGACGUACGGGUCGCGCGGACGGCGUCUGGGGAAAGGAGCGUACGGUGAGGUGUUCGAGUACACGCGAUCGGACGUCUCGAGCGAUGGGACGGGCACCGGACGCGCGAGCGCGUCGAUGACGGUGGACGGGAGAGGGACGGAGGGCGGCGGCGCGGCGUCGUUCGCGGUGAAGGAGCUGGAUAAGCGACGGUUGGCGAGCGUGUUCGUCGGUUCGGAUAGGAAGCGGACUUUAUUGGAUCAAGCGCGAGCGGAGAGCGAGUUACAAUCGUUGUGCGCGUGCGAGAACGUGGUGGAGGCGUACGUGUGGGUGAACGACGCGAGCUCGACGCAGGUGCGGUUGGUCAUGGAGCAUUGCGAACGCGGCUCAAUCGUGGACGACGAGGCGGAGACGUUCGAGCCGUUCGAUUCGGAGAAGAUUAAGAUAAUCUUGAGGUCCAUCUUACGGGCGUUGCGAACGUGUCACAAGCGAGACGUCGUGCACUACGAUAUCAAGCCGCAAAACGUCUUCGAGACGAGCGACGGGACGUACAAGUUGGGCGAUUUUGGGUGCGCGUGCGAGGUCGAGCGAGAUAAGAAGACGGGCGAGCGGGAAUUAGUGAGCAAGACCCCGGGAACUCCCGCGUUUACCGCCCCGGAGUGUUGCGAGGGUGAACCCGCGGAUGGGUUCAAGGCGGACGUGUGGGCCGCCGGCAUGACGGCGCACGCGCUCGCCACCGGGAAAUACUUUUACCGCGCCGACGGCGCGUGGGAGACGUAUCAGAAAAUACUCACACAUCGCGUCGAUUUCACGGAGAUUGACAAAAGAGGCGACGACGGGUUUUCGGAUCUCAUGCGUCGACUUCUAGAACCAGAUCCGGCGAAGCGGUUGAGCGCGAGCCGGGCGCUUCUCCAUCCGUGGUUCCCGCAAGAGCCCGCUCGAGUGAUGUCGUCGACACCACGACCGGCGUUACGAUGGUAUCAACGACCGUUUCGCUGGUUACGGAUGAAGUUCGCGAAGAGGAAAAAGGGAAAGGAUGGGGCGGCGGCGGAGCGAAAGUAG